AUGGAGGCCAGUGUGAAUGGGGACUUAAGCUGGGGGGAGUGGGGGUGGGGGAGCGGCGGGGGGAGGGGCAGGGGAAGGCGGGUGGUGCGGGACCGGUCGAUGGGGGGAAAGGAGGUGGUGGCGUCUGAGGGGUGGCGCAAGUGGUGGGAGGGGGUGGGCGGAGGGGGGGAGAGUGGGCGGGAUGGAGGGAAAGGGAUGGGUGUGAGAGAGGGGGGUGUGCGGAGGUGGAGGAGGGGAGGAGGGGCGAGGCAGAGAGGGGUGAGUCCGCUGGAUAUACCCGCGGAGACAUCGCGAUCGGAGAGAGAGCUGAGGGCGUUGGGGCUGCUGGCAGGGGAGGCGGGGAGUGGAGGGCGCGCGGGGAGACUGACUGGGCGGCAGGAGGAGCCGGCGUGGUGGAGGGAGGCGUGCAUUGGCGCAGCAGGGAUGGCCGCCUCGCCUGCUGUAGCGCCUGAUAUGCGCCUUCAGCUCUACACCUGGUCUCUCCCAACUCGUAUUCCCUACCCCCCCUUCCCCCUCCCUCCUCAGCUGUACACGGCGUAUCGUCGCAGUGGGGCCACGGUGGGCAUUGAUUCGGACAACAGCCGCGACGCGCUCUUCAGAGCUGCCAUCAACACCGCCUUCUCUGCCGCUGCCGGGUGGGUGCACUCCUCUCUCAUCCCUUCUCUACCGCCACCAGGUCACUGCAUGCCUCCUUCGCCUCCUUCACCUCACCCCUUCGCCUCCUUCGCCUCCCAUGGCCACCAGUCUCCCCUGUUAGAUGCAGACCCCCCAUUAACGCCACUGCCAAUGCUGCUGUUGGGGAUGAUCUCUUUCUCCCCGCCUAGAAUGAAAGAUGCCACUCCGCCCCUCCUUCACCUCCUUGCACACGCCCCACUCAUGCUCCCCACUCAUGCUCCCCACUCAUGCUCCCCACUCAUGCUCCCCACUCAUGCUUCCCACUCAUGCUCCCCCGCAUGCGGCAUAGCCACCCUUCCACGACCUUUCUUCCUGCCAUUCCCACACUGCUCGGACAUCCCACUCUUCCUCGCCUGCCUGGCAGCAGCCGUCCGUCUGCCCUCUCCCCGCGCGCUCACCAUGGUGCUCGCCGCCCUCGCUGCCCGCACCCGCUCCUCCUUCCUGCAGGCCUGGGCACUGGUGAAGCAGAAUCGGCGCAGUGAGGCAGAGGAGGAGCUUCAACGCCUUGCCAGCAUCGCCACCACCCUGCCCCCUCCUCCCAACUCGGCAGAAAUGGAGACGGUGGUGGCCAAUACCACCACACUCAAAUCCUCAUCCCCCAUCUCUGACGCCUCUACCCACUCGUCCCUCCAAUCCCCCAUCUCUGACGCCUCUACCCACUCGUCCCUCCAAUCCCCCCUCUCUGACGCCUCUACCCACUCGUCCCUCCAAUCCCCCCUCUCUGACGCCUCUACCCACUCGUCCCUCCAAUCCCCCAUCUCUGACGCCUCUACCCACUCGUCCCUCCAAUCCCCCAUCUCUGACGCCUCUACCCACUCGUCCCUCUAA
Closterium sp. NIES-65 is the source of this 1503-nucleotide messenger RNA. Lineage: Eukaryota; Viridiplantae; Streptophyta; Zygnematophyceae; Desmidiales; Closteriaceae. The record is from the annotation of a GenBank genome assembly.